AUGAAGUUGAAACUCUUUAAUGCAACGGCGCACUUGCGACCGGCAAUCUGCCGACAAUGCAGACGUGAUGUUUCCAACUACGCUGUUCCAACACAUUUCAGGGUUGUACUUCUAGACGGUAUGGCAUCUCAGGUGCCUGUCCUAGAGCCGCAAACCUUGCUAGAGGAUCCGACUGGUCUGGUGAAGUCGUCACCACAAGGAGCGCGUCCCUAUCUGGAACAACUCGAACUUCAGAUUCGAUAUCGAAGAGCUUUAGAGCUUCGACUAAACUCGCGGCUCCAGGGACUGGAGUCGAAGGUUUCCGAUCUCGAAUCUGCGCUGGAGACGCUUGAAUUUCUGCACACUGAUAACACCGGUGAGCUGCAGCUGCUGGGGGAACUCGAGACCCGCUUCGAACUGUGCGACGGCGUCUACGCUCGCGCGGUGAUUGAUCGACAGUCCCUCAAAACAGUGUUUCUGUGGCUUGGGGCGAAGACUAUGGUUGAGUUUUCCUGCGAAGAGGCGAAAGCCCUUCUUGAGAGGAAUCUGGAUCUGGCUCGAAAGUCAGUGAGGGAGCUGAAAGAGCAGCUCAAUACGGUCCGUUCUGAAAUAGUGACUGCGGAAGUGAACAUGUCACGUUUGUACAACGCGGAAGUUGAAUUGCGAAGAAAAUAA
This is a messenger RNA of Cyanidioschyzon merolae strain 10D, 654 nucleotides long. Its product is annotated as similar to prefoldin subunit3. The record is from RefSeq and is a predicted model, not a curated record. Lineage: Eukaryota; Rhodophyta; Bangiophyceae; Cyanidiales; Cyanidiaceae. The transcript has a single exon. Gene Ontology annotation, molecular function: tubulin binding. Gene Ontology annotation, cellular component: prefoldin complex; cytoplasm. Bases 1 to 654 code for a protein of 217 amino acids. Gene Ontology annotation, biological process: microtubule-based process; protein folding; tubulin complex assembly.